This is a messenger RNA of Paramecium octaurelia, 1319 nucleotides long. The record is from the annotation of a GenBank genome assembly. Lineage: Eukaryota; Ciliophora; Oligohymenophorea; Peniculida; Parameciidae.
UAUUCAUGGCAGAUUAAUCACUCAAAGGAACUAAUUGGGGGAGAGUCAAUAUAGAUGAGAAGAAUUUGAGUUUAUCUCAUCUCUCUCAAAAUGUCAUUAAAUUCCCUCUCAAGAAAAUUACAAAUUCCAAUAUUCAAAAGAAUGACAUCGUAUUGCAAUUAAGUACUGAUGAAUGUGCAGAGAAGUAUGAAAUUUCAUUCUAUACUUUCUUAGUGAAGACAUGUUGUGCGAAGUCAGAUUUUAUAUUCCUCCGAAAGAACAAGUAUGUUUAUAAUAUUAAAAUACUAGAAAGCUGAAAAAAAGAAAUAAGAAUCAAAUGAAGAAGAAUAAGAUGAAAUCUCAUACUUAUAACAGGUUUAGAAUCACAUUGUGAAAAAAGCAAAAAUUGGAGGUAGCAGCGAUUCCAUACUUACCAUUCACGAAGUCCCAUUAAUAGUUCCCAGAGGAAAAUAUACAAUGGAUUUCUUUAAAAAAGACAUUCGCUUUCAUGGCAACACCUAUCAAUUCACUACUGAUUAUAAGAGUAUAACUAGAUUCUUUUUGCUUCCAAUGCCAGAUGAAGUCAAUCUCUCAUUAGUGGUUGGUCUUGAAAAUCCCAUUAAGCAAGGUCAAACAGCCUAUAAUUAUAUUGUGAUGCAGUUUAGGAAAGACUUGGAAGCUUAAAUUGAGAUGAAAUACACAAGAGAGCAAUUAGACAAUGUUGGAUGGAAAGGCAUUCGAUUAGAAUACUCGGGCUCCAUGUUUGAUAUAGUAUGUGAUAUUCUCUCAGAAAUCACAGGAAUCAAAGUAGUAUCACCUAAGAAUUUCAAAUGCAAGAAUGGUUUAUUUUGUCUGAGAUGUUCAGUCGUACCUCAUUCAGGAUUCCUCUUCCCAUUAGAGAAAUCCCUGCUAUAUAUUUAGAAACCAGUAAUCUACAUUAAACAUGAUGAUAUAAAGGAGAUUAUCUUUCAGAGAGUAAUUAUAUGCAUAAUUUCUUUUAGAUCACACAGACAACACAGAAUAAAUUCUUUGAUAUAAAAGUUGUAACCAAGAAUGCGUCUCACUUAUUCUCUACAGUAGAUAGAGAAGAGUUGGAUAACCUAUCACAGUACUUUAAUUCCAAGAAAUUACAAGUGAAAAAGAUACAAGAAGAAAAUGAUGGAAUCAAAAAUGGCAAGGAUGACAGUGAGGAUGGCAGUUAAAAUGGAAAUGAUCAUAAACUCACUUUGUCAUAGAUGGAUUCAGAUGAAGAUGAUGAAGACUUUUAAGCAUAAGAAGAUUCUUAUAAUAGUGUCUAAUUUUAACAAAAGGUUUAAAAAACAAGAGCUGUUAAAAAAUGA